AUGCUUAAAUUCUUUCGGCAAGCCGACCCUGAGAUGAAGCACAUUUCUAGGGCUGCAGAGGUUUUCCAAAAGACUCUUCGUGUCCUAAAGAAGAAAGUGAAACAGAGAUAUAAUCAGGAGCUCACAACACCCGCUAAAGAAAAGCUGUUGUCAUGGAAGCAUUUGAAGCUGAUUGCAGAGCUGUCGAAAUGUCCUCCUACAACAAGUCCAGCCACCUGUCGGUACUCUCAUCUCCACAAGUAUCGACUGAUAUCAGGACUCUGCAACAACAGGCAAAAUCCUCGCUGGGGAGCAGCCAACACCGCCUUGGUCAGAUGGCUACCAGCUGAAUACGAAGAUGGGGAGAGCGAACCAAAAGGCUGGAACCCAGAACGGCUCCAUAAUGGAUUCCAACUUUCCCCGGCCCGGACAGUCAGCAGGGAAAUAAUGACGAGUGCUUCUAAAUGGAAAGAUGAUUCCUAUUCUCAGCUUCUGGUGGACUGGGGCCAGUAUAUAUCCCAUGACAUAACCCUGACGCCUCAAAGCACCAGCACUGAUGGGUCAGAUGUGGACUGUCUAAAAACGUGUGAAAAUGUGCAUCCGUGCUUUCCCAUUCAGUCUGGUAUAAGACAAGCCCUGCAGCGACAACAGCUCAAUGCCAUGACUUCAUUCAUUGAUGCUUCUGCUGUCUAUGGCCACAAUCAAAAGCUGGAGAGCUUCCUUCGUGACCUUCCUGGCCGUAAUGGAAAACUUGCUGUCAAUGACCAAUUCAAAGAUCCAAAAGGAAGGCCUUAUCUCCCAUUCGUAACCAAGCUGCCAUCAGCCUGCCACCAAGAUCUGCAAGGAGAAAGAGUUGAAUGCUUCAGUGCAGGAGACAGCCGGGUCAGCGAAGGUCUGCCUCUGACUUGUUUGCACACGCUGUGGCUCAGAGAACACAAUCGGAUUGCAGAUGCACUGAAACACAUAAACGGUCACUGGAGCCCAGAGAUGAUAUACCAAGAGACUCGUAAGAUUAUAGGAGCACUGCACCAGAUCAUAACCCUGAGAGACUAUGUUCCAAAAAUUAUUGGUCCAGAGUCCUUUAAACAUUACAUUGGUCCCUACAGGGGGUACGAUCCAUCUGUGGACCCCUCUAUCGCCAACGUGUUCGCCACAGCCGCAUUCAGGUUCGGCCAUGCAACCAUCUCCCCAAUCCUCUGGAGACUGAAUGAGAGCUUCCAGGAGGAUGAGCGCUUCCCCCACUUGAGACUGCACAAUACUUUAUUCAGUCCAUGGAGAAUAGUCAAAGAAGGGGGGAUUGAACCAGUCCUGAGAGGCGUAAUUGGAUCUGCAGCGUCAGCUGUUAGCACAGACAUGCUGUUGGCUGAUGAAGUAACAGAGAGGCUGGUGGUCCUUGAUACACUGAAGCACAUGGACCUGGCUGCGCUGAACCUGCAGAGAGGACGAGAUCACGGCCUCCCAGGAUACAAUGACUGGAGGGAAUUCUGUGGAUUGCAGCGUAUUAAGACAUUGGCUGAUUUGUCACUGGUUGUGGGAGACUCCCGGGUUGCUAAGAGAAUACUUGACCUAUACAAACACCCCGACAACAUCGAUGUAUAUCCAGGAGGACUUGUUGAAAGGCUUUUGCCUGGCUCAAGAACUGGUCCUCUCUUUGCUUGCCUGAUUGGAAGGCAGAUGAAAGUGCUCCGUGAUGGUGACAGAUUUUGGUGGGAAGCUGAUGGUGUGUUUACCCAGCAACAGAAGGAGGAACUUUUAAAAUUUUCUCUAUCCCAUCUGAUCUGUGAGAAUAGCGACAUAGCGGAAGUUCCUCUUGAUCCGUUCAGAUUUGGGAAGUACCCAUCUCAUUUUGUCUCCUGUGAUCAAAUACCCUCAAUGAAUUUGGAAGCUUGGAAAGAGGAAAUGGGAGAAGACUUAAAACGGUGUGGCCUUCCUAAACAGAUCAACAAUGGAGAUUAUAUCUUGUCCUCUACAUCUGGAAAACUGGUUGCUCUAUACUCUUGUUACCAUGGUUUCACAUUAAAUGGUGCUGCUGUCAUAGUUUGCAUGGGCAAUCGAUGGUGUAAUCAACCUCCACAAUGUAACAGGGAAUCACCCCUAAGAUGUUAGCGAUGCAACAGAACGGGAAUUGCUUCAUGGGUUUAUAAUCAAGCUCACAUGACAUUACUGAUUUUUCUUUGAUUUUAUUAUCUGCAACAUUUAACUCUGGAAAAAAUACUAAUAUUUAUGUAGUUAUAUAUGUAAACAUUUCUCUUCAUGCAUGUGUUUUUUAAUUUUUAUUUCACA
This is a messenger RNA of Oreochromis aureus, 2262 nucleotides long. It is a transcript of the gene tpo, whose product is annotated as thyroid peroxidase. Gene Ontology annotation, biological process: response to oxidative stress. The coding region runs from base 1 to 2085 and encodes 694 amino acids. The record is from RefSeq and is a predicted model, not a curated record. The transcript is spliced from 11 exons. Lineage: Eukaryota; Metazoa; Chordata; Actinopteri; Cichliformes; Cichlidae. Gene Ontology annotation, molecular function: peroxidase activity; heme binding.